Messenger RNA from Adineta ricciae, 1152 nucleotides. NCBI's taxonomy places the organism in Eukaryota, Metazoa, Rotifera, Eurotatoria, Adinetida, Adinetidae. The record is from the annotation of a GenBank genome assembly.
AUGGAUUCAUCGACACCUGAAUUACUUCGUCUCUCAUCUCAACUCUUGUCACCAUUCGAAUAUUUUACUGACUCAUCUGAUACAAUUAAUACUAAAACUGAUGUCGUUUUAGUUGUCGGUAAAGAAAGGUUUUAUUGUCAUAGUUUGUUGUUAUCGAUGGUAUCACCCGUUUUCUCUCGAAUGUUUGACGGGCAAUUCAAAGAACAUAGCGAACGAGAGAUCGUUCUCGAGGGAAAAUCAAGUGAAGCAAUACUGGAAUUAUUAAAAUGUAUUUAUCCACAAUUUAACGGUCAGAUUACUGAUGAGAACGUUGAACAUUUUCUUCUACUUGCCGAUGAAUACAUGAUUGAGCAUUUAAAACAACCAUGUAAAGAACUUCUAAUGAAUCAACUUCGACAAUUGAAAUACAUUUCACUUCCAACAAAAGAAAAUAUCGUACAAGCAUCAUCGAAGUCAAGAAGUACAAACACGAGUGAUUCAGCAAUGAAUUUACAAGAAAACAACGAUGGUCAUUCAUCAGGACAUGAGAAUUCCAGUCGUCUGCAAGCACCACGGCGGCCUGUUGCAAGUCCUCGACACACACCAAACAAACCGUCAUCACUAUCAAGUAGACAUGGCGAUCGGGCAGGAUCUGCAUCAAAUACAACUCCACGCUAUUUUCUUUCGCUUGACAGAACUCAAAUACCUACAUUUUACAAUGAAAGCAAGGCAAAAGUUCCUUUUACUGUCAAUGAAGUAAACGCAUGGCUCCGUCGUCUACGUAUCCUUUAUCAAAUAGAUAAAGGUCGAAAUUACAGUGAAGUUAUGGAUUCUAUUCUAAGUAUUUUACAAUUUAUACCUACAAGUAUUCUUUUGCCAUUCGUACAACCCACAACGGAUACUUACUCAGCAUUAGAAAUCAUGCUGAAUGAUAUAUCUCGUGCACGAAUGUGUCUUCUCGAAGAUUGGGCAUCGGACGGCAAUUUCAAUCGUCCAGUAGCUCUAUCAGAGUCUUAUCGAACAAUGUUUCUUAGUGCUACAGCACCUGUAGAACAAGCUGCUACAGUUUCUACAAAACCUGUUGAGAACGAAGAAACUGCUUUUCAAUCAGUAAUUACUAUCACAUCUGAUCCAGAAGAAUUAAUUUCACCUUCCGAUACAGAUACAGAGUGA